Molecule: messenger RNA, 1272 nt
Organism: Blepharisma stoltei
Lineage: Eukaryota; Ciliophora; Heterotrichea; Heterotrichida; Blepharismidae
Source: the annotation of a GenBank genome assembly
AUGGAAAAUUAUAUGAGAGGAUGCUCUUCAAGCUCAGACAGUGCUUGCUAUUUUGAAAAAAAUCCAGAGUUAACUUGCAAAGACAAUAUAGAAUGCCCCAAUAAACUUGAAAUAGACAGCAAACAUUCGAAAAUGUUUUCAAAAAUUGAAGAAAAUACAAGAAAAAAAGUUUUCCAAUUAUUUUCUUCUAUAAAAUCAGAAAUAAAAUCAAUUCAAGCAAAAAUUAUCUGUGAAGAUCUCUUUCUAAUCAAACAACUUAAUAAAACUGCUCAAAAAGCUUUAUUAGAUUUAAAAAAUUAUGAUAAAAAAUUAAACCAAGCACUAUUGCAAAUAUCUUGUUUAAAAGAAAUUGAUAACUCAAAGCCUUUAACUUUUGUUGAGCAUUUGCUAAAUUUGCCUUUUAUCAAUAUUUCAAAAAUAAAAAAAAUUCAAUCACCAAAGCUGUAUAUAAAUAGGCUCAAAACAGAUAACCUUUGUCAAAUGUAUGAAUUCGUUUUACCAGAUCAAAAUAUUGACUAUUAUGAAUACCUUAAGGUAAAUUCAAACUGCAUGAAAUUUAUACUUUGUAGCUCUGCCAAUACUUUAGGAGUUUUUAAUCCAGAAAAUGGCAAAGUUUCUAAAAUAAACAUUAUAACGAAAAAUAAUCAUAAACUUGACCAGUACGGAGCAAAAUGUAUUCUUCCUAAUGGGAGUUUAUUUUAUUAUAACGGUGAUAUUUCUAUUGUCAUUGACCAAAUUGGUGGGUCUCAUUAUAUAUCUCAAUAUAAACCUAGCUUAAAUGCAUGCUCAGUUUAUACAGAUGGAUGGAUUUAUUUAUUUGGUGGAGUUCAUAAUAAUUCAGAAAAAUACAACAUUAAUGACAGCAGAUGAGUAUCAUUUAAACCUGCACAAUUUUCUGAUGCAAAUUAUGCUAUUUGUGCAUUAUUUAAACAAUAUAUCUUACUAGCCGCUUCUAAUUCAGGAAAUUUUUUUUAUUAUGAUACAAUUUUAGAUUCGUACUCAGAAAUUUUGUCACUAUAUGUUUAUCCAUCACCUAAAUUAUUUUUAGUGAAAAAUGAGACUGUUUUUUUCUUUCAAUUACCAACUUAUAUAUUUGAAAGCAAUGAUAAUUUAAUUACAUGAAAUAAUGUUGGUAGAUAUUCUAUUUUAAGUGAAAUUAUGACAAGUUAUACGAUUAAUUAUGAAGAAAAGAGUUAUUUUGUAAAUAAUGAUGGAAUUUAUUCAUUUGAUUUUACAAGAAAAAUCGUUUCGAAAGUCCUUGCUUAUUCAUAA